CUGCUCUUCUCUGUAGGGUAACAGGAAGAGGAAGGGAUGGAUGUGGAGAAGAAUAGAGCGCAAUAUGAGCCCUAUCUCAAUCGUUUUCGCAAAAUAGUUCUAAGUUGGGAUUAUUUACGUCUCCUUUCAGAAUCCGAGAAAAAGCUUGAUGGAGCGGCUCUGGGUGUAAAGGAAGUAAAAGAUACUUACGAAGACAUUAACGAUUAUAUUGGGACAUUCGAAUCGCUUCUUUUCGAGGAGGUGAAAGCCCAAAUUAUUCAGCAGAAAGAUGAAGAAGAGGUGACAGAAGGGCAGUUUGGUGUCAUCACUAAGUGCAGUGAGGCUGAUGGGUUUCACAAACCAGUGCUGGCCUAUGUAACCAAUGAAGAUCAAACAUUGUCGGAUAAUGAUCUUAUACUGCUUUCGAAAGAGAAGGUAAUGGUUCAAGGCGGGGUGACUCUCCCUACUACAUAUGCUUUUGCACUAGUAGAAAAUCGUGUACGUAAAGAUGAAUUUUCGCUUCGCCUGUUUCUUGCUGGGGAGGUUGAGAUGUCCAAUAUAGAUGAAAUCAAACAUAGUGUGAGGUUGUCAAGUAUGCAUACUGUUGUUAAUCAACCAGAGAAAGGUGUGUGGGUGAUCAAGAUUUGCAGUUUAUCGACUAUCCUUCGUGAAUAUGUGGCUAUCUGGUCUAUUGGCUCUCUCCCUUUCAAGGAUUUGAUAUUAUCUGCUGCUGAAAGGGAUGCUAAUUCAGAGGAUCGGGCCUGGAAAAUUCCUGUACCCCUAAUGGAAUUUCUUGAAACUAACCACAACACCUCGCAGAUGGAGGCCAUAAAUGCAGGUCUUUCACGCAAAACCUUUGUCUUGAUACAGGGACCCCCAGGAACGGGAAAAACACAGACUAUUCUUGGACUGCUUAGUGCCAUUCUUCAUGCAGCUCCGGCAAGAGUGCAAUCCAAGGGGGCGUCACGUAAUCUGAAACGUGGACCAGAAUUCUCCAUCAAGGAAAAGUACAAUCACUGGAUUCAAGCAUCUCCCUGGUUGACUGGCACUAAUCCUAGGGAUGAUAUCAUGCCAAUUGACGGCGAUGAUGGUUUUUUCCCAACCACUGGCAAUGAUUUGAAACCUGAAGUAGUUAACUCCAAUCGCAAAUAUCGGGUGCGUGUGCUUGUUUGUGCUCCAUCUAACUCUGCGCUAGAUGAGAUUGUGUUGCGCCUUCUGAACACUGGUAUUCGUGAUGAAAAUGACCGUGCAUAUAACCCUAAGAUAGUGCGAAUUGGUCUAAGGCCACACCAUUCUGUUCAAGCAGUCUCCAUGGAUUACCUGGUUGAACAAAAGCUUGCUGGUAUGGACCAUUCAAUAUCUGAUACCCGGAAACAUGGAGCUACAGGACAGGACCGGGACAGCAUCCGUGCUUCGGUUCUUGAUGAAGCAGCCAUUGUGUUCUCCACCCUUAGUUUCAGUGGUUCACCUCUUUUCACCAAAAUGAAUCGCAUGUUUGAUGUUGUCAUAAUAGAUGAAGCGGCUCAAGCUGUGGAACCAGCCACUCUUGUUCCAUUAGCUAGUGGAUGCAAACAAGUAUUUCUGGUUGGUGAUCCAGUUCAAUUGCCAGCUACAGUAAUUUCUCGUACAGCUGAGAGAUUCGGAUAUGGCAUGAGCAUGUUCAAGAGGCUUCAGAGGGCUGGCUAUCCAGUGCAGAUGCUGAAAACUCAAUACCGCAUGCAUCCUGAGAUAAGAAGCUUUCCUUCUAGAGAAUUCUACAAUGAUGCAUUGGAAGAUGGACCUGAUGUCAAAGACCAGACUGAACGUUCAUGGCAUGAGUAUCGCUGCUUUGCACCAUUUUGUUUUUUUGAUAUAGAAGAUGGAGUUGAAUCCCAGCCCUCUGGGAGUGGCUCAUGGGUUAAUGUUGAUGAGGUUGACUUUGUCCUGCUCAUGUAUCAUAAAUUGGUGACAAAAUACCCAGAGCUCAGAUCAAGUUCACGUAUAGCGAUUAUAUCCCCUUAUAGGCAUCAAGUGAAGCUCUUCCGCAAGCGGUUUUGUGAUACGUUUGGGACUGAGUCUGAUAAACUAGUGGAUAUAAACACUGUUGAUGGGUUUCAGGGGCGGGAAAAGGAUGUUGCAAUCUUUUCAUGUGUUAGGGCUAGCAGUGAUAAAGGCAUUGGGUUCUUAGCUGACUUCCGGCGGAUGAAUGUUGGCAUUACUAGAGCAAGAUCUUCCAUUUUGGUGGUUGGUUCUGCAUCAACAUUGAAGCGAGGAGAUAAACAUUGGCGCAACCUUGUAGAGAAAGCUGAAAAGCAAAACGGUCUCUUUAAGGUCUCAAAGCCGUAUGCUUCAUUUUUCAGUGACAAUAACUUGAAAAUUAUGGAAGUGAAGGUCAAAUCUACGAUUGAGUCAUUGGAAGACCAGCUGGAUGAGAUGGAAAAUAAUGCAAUUAUCUAUGGUAAUCCUACAGGUGAAGGUGAGCAAGGAAAUAUGGAGGAUGAAGACUACGGAGAUGGAGAAGCAGGCUUUGAUGAGGACUAAUUCCAUACAAAAUUAUGUUGUUUAGCCUUCAUGGUUGGUUUGGUUGGCCAAGCACUUCACAAAUAGAUGAUGGUGGGUGGGGAUUUUGAGAAAUGUUUUAGCAAAAGGAGGGGUGACGAGAAAGAACUACAGCUGCUAUCUGCAAGCUUUGCCUUCUUUGUGUAACAUCAUUGAAUUCAUCAAAGGGUAGUCCAAAUAGGAAAGGCCAUGAACUGUGGCUUAAGAAAUUGUGAAGUUAUUUUAUGUUGGGGAUAGUAGCGAAAUCCCACUUUUGUAUUUUU
This is a messenger RNA of Telopea speciosissima, 2780 nucleotides long. RefSeq names its product probable helicase MAGATAMA 3. Lineage: Eukaryota; Viridiplantae; Streptophyta; Magnoliopsida; Proteales; Proteaceae. The transcript is spliced from 20 exons. The record is from RefSeq and is a predicted model, not a curated record. Bases 37 to 2499 code for a protein of 820 amino acids. Gene Ontology annotation, molecular function: helicase activity.